AUGGCGCACGAGAAUUUAAGUGAGAGAGAUCGUGCGGUUUUGAGAAGUAUUUUUGAUCCUACAGCAACAAUUGGUGAUGUAGCUGAUGACGGAGAUAAGUUUGGGGAAGAUGAAGAAGAUAAUACACCAGCAAACGAAGAAUCGAAAACUCUUUGCAUCCAAGGGGUGAAAUUAGCGGAAUCAGGAAAACUGGUCGAAGCUUUGGAGCUGCUUAGCCGAGGAAUUGAAGCUGCACCAAACAGAGCUUCGGGGUAUAAUGACAGAGCACAACUUUUGCGGCUUAUGCAGAGAGAUGAGGAAGCAGUAGCAGACAUAAAUCAAGCCCUUAAGUUAACUGAAGGCAAGCGAACUCGGUCGCGUGCGCUAGCUUUGUGUCAGCGCGGCGUGAUGUUGCGGAAGAGUGGAUCUGACGAUGAAGCACGCACUGCCUUCUCUGAGGCUGCUAAGCUGGGAAGUAGCUUUGCUAGAAAACAGGUGGUGGAAUUAAACCCUUACGCUGCCCUGUGUAAUCAAAUGCUCAGCCAAGUUAUGAAAGGAGAGAAUAUAAAAUUAUGA
This is a messenger RNA of Pieris macdunnoughi, 555 nucleotides long. NCBI's taxonomy places the organism in Eukaryota, Metazoa, Arthropoda, Insecta, Lepidoptera, Pieridae. The record is from the annotation of a GenBank genome assembly.